AGUAGUGUAUGCUGAAAGCAGAGUUUGGGGGGGAGUGAGGCCUGAGAAGGCGAAGAAGAGAGUAGGCUACGACUCAGAAACAAUCAGCCAGAGCAGGAGCUCGAGGAGUGAACAAGAAAAGUUGCACAUAACAAACUUUGGGAAAGGUGAACAUUCUGUGCUGGGUAAGCAAGCGAUCCACCGCUCAAUUCUUAGGAAACGGUUUUUAGCAGUGGUAAGGCAGAAAAAGUUACCACUUGUGCUGGUUACCAAUCAGAAUAGCCAAAAUAUUGCAACACACGACUUUGAAAUAUUUCUUGGCUUAUUCUCAGGGAGGAUUGGGUUCCAGAAAUUACGUAACAACUGGUAGCCUUCGAGCAACAUACGUUCCAAGAUCAUGAAGGAUACAGCGAUGAACAACAAGGUCUUGAAGUCUCUCAUCCGAUCAAGAUCUGCUGAGAAUCUUAUCGGAAAUCUGCGCCUUGAACCCGUUCAAGAAUGCAAGGAGGAGUACGAAGAGCUUGCAGAGAGUGGCAUUUUGUCUCUGACCCAUUCUUGUCAAGAAGACGAGUGCGCUUCAGGACCUCGUUCAGCGCUAUCAGAUACAAGCAACUGCUCGCAUGCAGAGUUGUCAACAAGCCCCUUUCUUCUUCCCAUUGAGGGUAUGGAAUCUUCUCACUCCGGGAUGAGGAGAAGCAGCUCAGAGAACAACAUCUGCUACAAAGGGAGCCUGAUGAACAAGACAUCCAGACCGUCUCAGCCCAGUCCGGCGUUCCAGGACUUCUUGUUGAAGAUGCAAGCAGCAGAAGUUUGCAAAAAGUCGAAUCAACUCAAAUUGCUUCACAAGAUAAGUCGAUCGCGGGGGAAGCAAUACAGCGCCAAGAUUUUUCGUGGCGAUUCGUUUGGCGAUCAACUGCGUAGCCGCUACCUAGAGCGCCUCGGCAUUACAAGACGGCGUGAAAUGCAGGAGAUUGUUCGAGUUGAAGAGAAGAAGCCCUCGGGAAACAUGUCGAGCCGUACAGAGAAAGAUACGUCGCAUCGUCGCAUCGAGAAGCCGAAACAGCCUCAGAAAAAGCAAACGUGCAGUCAAGCUGCGUGCGCGAAUAGGAGGAAUACCAGUGUGCAGCCACAGCAAGAGAUGAACUACCUUGGCGGGUGGAUCUUCUAA
This is a messenger RNA of Guillardia theta CCMP2712, 1147 nucleotides long. RefSeq lists its product as hypothetical. The coding region runs from base 377 to 1147 and encodes 256 amino acids. Lineage: Eukaryota; Cryptophyceae; Pyrenomonadales; Geminigeraceae. The transcript has a single exon. The record is from RefSeq and is a predicted model, not a curated record.